Messenger RNA from Peromyscus californicus insignis, 5108 nucleotides. It is a transcript of the gene Tent5b, whose product is annotated as terminal nucleotidyltransferase 5B. The transcript has 2 exons. Gene Ontology annotation, biological process: mRNA stabilization. The record is from RefSeq and is a predicted model, not a curated record. The coding region runs from base 1695 to 2978 and encodes 427 amino acids. NCBI's taxonomy places the organism in Eukaryota, Metazoa, Chordata, Mammalia, Rodentia, Cricetidae. Gene Ontology annotation, molecular function: poly(A) RNA polymerase activity; RNA binding.
AUAUAUAACAAAAUAAUGGGCUGUCAAGAUGACUUAGGGAUCCAGGUGGUGAAGGCACACGCCUUUAAUCCCAGCACUUGUGAGGCAGAGGCAGGUGGAUCUCUGCGAGUUCCAGGCCAGCCUGGUCUACAGAGUGAGUUCCAGGACAGCCAGGACUACACAGAGAAACUGUCUCAAAAAACCAACCAAGCAAACCAAGAAAAGAUGUCUCAGGGAGUAAAGGGCCUUGUCACCAAGGCUGAGAACUUAAAUUUGAUCCCUGGAUACCCACCCCCCCCCAUUUAUAUACAGUAAAGAAAUGUAAGGAAUGGUGGGGGUGCAAGCCUUUAAUUCCAGCACUUGGAAGGCAGAGGCAGGCAGAUUUCUGAGUUCGAGGCCAGCAGAUCUGAGUUCAAGGGCAGCCUGAUCUACAUAGUGAGUUACAGAUCUGCUAAUGAGACCCUGUCUCCAAAAUAUAAAAUAACAAAAAAUAAAUAAAUAAAAGAGUAAAUAAAUGUAAAAAAAAAUGUUAAAAUAGCAACCGACUUCACUGGGAAGAAUACAAGAACUCAGACUCUUCCAGCCGAGCACAUGGUGCCUUCUCUCGGGGUUUCCCAGAGAGGAAACCAAGGGCAGCAUGGUGGUGGGGCUGGCUUCCGGGAAGAAGAAAUGUGUGUUCUGGUCUGAGGCGGGCCAAGCCGUGUCCUGUCAGACCCUGGGAUGUAGUAGCUGCUUCUAAGUCCUGAUUCCUCCUUCAAUGUCACGUUACUCCUCAGCCUGCCUUAUAGGAGGAUGGGAGGAUAUGGAAUUUGUUGUAUUAUUAGGGGAAUGAGAAGAAAAAACACUGAAGUUAUGAAUCAGGGUGACUCGAUUACGAUUCUUCCUCCUCCCCACGACACUUAUAUUUAAAAUCUGAAAAACAAAGUGAGCAAAUUCAAAAGUAGCAAUAAGUCUCAGCCUCUAUGAUCUGCAAAGAGAGAGAGAGGAAAAACAGAAAUAUCUAUCCCAGAAAGGCGGAGAGAGGAUGCUGCACUGACUUUUUACACCUCCAUGAGGAGGACCAUAACGGACACUCACACACUAUGCGAUGAUUGCUAAUAACGCCCUCUCUGAGCAGAUUUCACCUCACCUAAAAUGGAACAUGUACGGCAGGCAUGCUGUGGUUCGAAGGGCCAAUCAAGGCAAUAAAUUAGGAAGCAGCCGUCUCAUUAAACACUGCAACAUUACUCUACAGAGACCUCCCUCCUCCUGCCGCUGGAGGGCGCUGUCUCUCUAAGUCCCGGCAGGCUGGAGCCAAUCGCGUGCUGCAGAAGUUCUUUAAAGCCCAAAGGAGGGAGUUCAGCCCGAGAGAGGGGGCGGGGAAGGGGCGUGCCUUCCAACCAAUCAGAAUCCCUGGGAGCCCGCACGUCUGUGCGAAACUCUGUUGGCCAAUGGUAGGGGGUGGGAUGGGAGGCGGGGCGGCUCCCGCUGUGUGACAGCUGUGCCGACCAAUGGGAGUGCGGCCCGUUGCCUAUAAGAGUCAGCUGGGCCACCGCCACCUGGCUCUAAGGUCUGUUAGUCCUAGCCGCCGUCGGAGGUGUCCCCUGGGUUUGCCUCGCCGCCGCCGGGUCCCCGCACCCCGCCCCCAGCCUCGGCCGGUGCGCCGCCGCUCUCACUGCUCUCCUCGCCUUUAACCAUUCCCGGGUUUCUGCCGUCGGGGCGCCGGGGCCGGGCGAAUGAUGCCGUCGGAGAGUGGAGUUGAGAGCCUGGAGCGGCCAGCUGCGCAGGUGGGGAUGGAUGCGGCCUCGGCAGUGGCCACGGCUGGGGCGGCCGGCGGCGGCCCGGACCCGGAGGCCUCCUCGGCCUCUCCGGGACGGCACCAGAGCCGACUGAGCUGGCCACAGGUGAAGCGGCUGGACGCGCUGCUGAGCGAGCCGAUCCCCAUUCACGGGCGCGGCAACUUCCCCACGCUGAGCGUGCAGCCCCGGCAGAUCGUGCAGGUGGUCCGCAGCAGUCUGGAAGAACAGGGAUUGCAUGUGCACAGCGUUCGACUGCACGGCUCGGCCGCCAGCCACGUGCUGCACCCGGACAGUGGCCUAGGCUACAAGGACCUGGACCUGGUGUUCCAGAUGGACCUGCAGAGUGAGGCAUCCUUCCAGCUAACCAAGGCAGUGGUCCUGGCUUGCCUGCUGGACUUCUUGCCAGUGGGAGUGAGCCGGGCCAAGAUCACGCCACUGACACUGAAGGAGGCCUAUGUGCAGAAGCUGGUGAAAGUAUGCACAGACCUGGACCGCUGGAGCCUCAUCUCGCUAUCCAACAAGAGUGGGAAGAACGUGGAACUCAAGUUCGUGGACUCCGUGAGGCGCCAGUUUGAAUUUAGCGUUGACUCCUUCCAGAUCAUCCUGGACUCCCUGCUGCUCUUCGGCCAGUGCUCCUCCACACCAAUGUCAGAGGACUUCCACCCAACCGUGACAGGCGAGAGCCUCUACGGGGACUUUGCCGAGGCCUUGGAGCACCUGCAGCACCGCGUCAUUGCCACACGCAGCCCUGAGGAGAUCCGUGGCGGUGGCCUCCUCAAGUACUGCCACCUCCUGGUGCGGGGCUUCCGGCCACGGCCCAGCACUGACGUCCGCGCCCUACAGCGAUACAUGUGUUCCCGCUUCUUCAUCGACUUUCCGGACCUGGUGGAGCAGAGGCGCAUUCUGGAGCGCUACCUGGAGGCCCACUUCGGCGGAGCAGACGCCGCCCGCCGGUAUGCUUGCCUUGUGACGCUGCACCAGGUGGUCAAUGAGAGUACCGUGUGCCUCAUGAGCCACGAGCGCCGCCAGACCCUGGACCUCAUCACCAUGCUAGCCCUCCAGGCGCUGGCUGAGCAGGGCCCUGCUGCCACCGCUGCCUUGGCCUGGCGACGUCCAGGCUCUGAUGGGGUUGUACCAGCCACUGUUAAUUACUACGUGACCCCCAUGCAGCCUCUGCUGCCCCGGGCUCACUCCUAUCCCACCUGGCUGCCUUGCAACUGACUCUGAUCCUGGCCAGAAAGGAAGGAGCUUCAUGGGGGGUGGGGCAAGGUCAUCAGGUAUAUUAUGUGGAGGAUGUGACCAGACACAGGCUGCCUGUGCCAGCUGGCCCAGUACUAUAGGGUUGGACCUGUGAACAGCCCAGGCCUUUCCUGCAUGAGGCUCCUAUGGACUUAGAGCCAAGUCAGGUUCUUGACAGGAGGGCCGUCUGGUCAUUGCACCGCACUCUUGGGCCUGCGUGACGUGGGUCACUGAGGCUACUUGCCUGGAAAGAACAAAGUCAGCUGGGUGGCAGUCUCAGUAGCAACACCUUGGGUGGAUUUCCAUGGCCAGGAUGAGGUCAGCCCACAGGGACCCAGAAGCCCCUACACUGGCUAAAAUAUGACAUCAUGUAACAGGAACACUCACUUGGGGUCUAGCUGAAUGACUCAGAGCCUCGUGGCCCAGCCUCGCUGACCAUUAGGAAGAGGUCAACUGAGGCAUGAGGCAGCUCCCUGGGUGUUUGGAGGGAUGGGAAUUUAGUCUCCUGCAACUUAUAUGGACUUCUUGAGGUGCUGAGAUAUAUAUAUAGUGGACAGGUUCUAAACAGCCACGAUAGGAUGCAACCCAUACACCUCCCAGGAACCCCGCCAUCUGCACACUUACACGUCGGAGGCUGUUGGGUUCACUUGCUCGGUUAUAGGGUUUUCACAUGGGGAGGGAGGCACACCCCGGCUCGUUGCCCAUUUCUCUAGAUUUGCUGUGUUGCACACUCUUCCCGCCAAUAAAAAUUGUCGACACUGAGCAUAACUGUACGCUUUCUCCUGGGGUAAGGAUCUCUGUGACAGGGGGGUGGCACUACCUCCCCAGUCUGUUUGGCUCGUAUUGUGGGAGGAGCCAAGGAGUGGCUGUGGAGUGUCCCUCCUGUCCACAGCCUGACAGCUAAGAUAUGGGAGUGUGGCUGGUCUCCAUGUUGCCUCAGCAAGUCUAGACCUCUCAUGUUCAAGGGGAUUUAUAUAUCCAUCUCUCCAGCCUGAAACUGGCCUUUGGUGAGCAGGUCUGCCCACUCCGUCUCCCCAGGAAGCAAGCAGGGUGAAUCUGAACUGGAAUGGAAACUGAGGCUGGGGGACUUGGAGGGUACCCAGAGUCCAUGUAGGGUCUCCCUAGCAAGCUUUAGCUCAUUGUAAACAGGUCCCUGUAAAUAGGUCCCCUGGAGAGGGGCUGCGGUCUCUCUGAACCCAGCAGUGCCAGCUUUUGGGGAGCUGUUCCCUCAGGGCAUUGGCCACUCACCUCUGAACGCUGCCCACUGUUUACCCUGCCUCUUUGAUCUGGGGAUGGCAAAGCUUUUUAACAUAUUCAGCCUCAUUAGGCUCCUCUGAAGUGGUGGCUUUGAUAGUUCCAGUCAGGGUGGAAAAAAAAGGCAGCAAAGGAGACCCCGGGUCACCAGAGGGAGUCCUCACCUGCUCUGUGGGUUUGGCUAGGUGCCUCAGUUCCUUCUGCUCAUGCCUCUAAAUGGCUGGAAGGGCAACUGAAAAGGCUUUCCUACCCCACGCAGCUGUGGUCACCUAAGGGGCUGAGAGAGACAACUUAUCCUACCUCCUGAUUUAGCCACAAUCAGGAGCCUGGACCUGAGCUGGGAACAGUGUAAGCACAGCAGGUUCAGUGGGGUGGGGUGAGGGUUCACCCGGAUGUGCUUGGUUCAGAUGAGAGACCCAGAGGUCCUGGUCUUGGUGUGCGUGCACUGUCUGAGCUCAACCGUAUGCCUGUUAUGGUUCUGGGUUUUGCCUGUUAUGGUUCUGGGUUUUAGGAUCCCUACCCUGUGACAGUUACACCCUAAUAAGGUAAACAGUGUGGUCUUAGAAGGUCAGCAAUGCAUAAAAAUGUAACAAGGGACUUUAAUUCAGACAAGGUGCCCCUCAUUGAAAGAUGGUAUUUGAUUGAACAGACUUACAGGUUCUGGGAAGUGAGCCAUGUAGCUGUCUGGAGAAAGUGUUCUGGGCCAAGGGAACUUGUCUGUGAAUGUACACGUGCCCUGGCAGGCAUGUCUGAAGGAGGGCACGUGUGCCUGAGGAUGUCUGGCCGGUCCUGUGUGGGUGUGGGUACUCUCUGGAGCCGGUACGCACACGUGCAUGGAUGUGAGGAAGUGCGCUCCGG